AAAAUACUCGAAGAAAUGGAAGAUUUUUUAAGUGGCAUUAACCCUUUCGAAAAACAAAUCCUUGAAAAGUACGUCACUCAAUGCACAGGCUUGCAUUUCUACGUUACAGCAUGGACUUACUUAACAUCAAUUUCCUUCAUCAUCAUGCCUUUAUUCGUUUCACAAAGUUUUCCAACUGAUGCUGUGUACCCUUUUCCGUUAGAUAAUGUUUAUAUUAAUGCGUUGGUUUAUGCUCAUCAGUCACUUGUUGGCCUUCAAACUUCAGCUGCUGUUUUGCUCGAUUGUCUUGUGGCCAUGUUGAUAUGGUUUGUGUGCGCUAGGUUUGAGAUAAUGGCUUUAACAAUUGGAGACUGCAAAAAUUUCAAGGAUUUGAGGUGUUAUUUCGACAGAUACCACUCGUUACUGAGGGGAAAAAAUGAAGGACCGAGACUAAUUUCGCCCAGUGACAAUCCAACCAAGACAGCCAUCACCAUGAUAUUGGUUAUUGCAACAACAACAUUAUCUGUUCUGGUUGUGUUGAUGCCAACAUUACUUUAUUAG
Messenger RNA from Copidosoma floridanum, 540 nucleotides. RefSeq lists its product as uncharacterized. The record is from RefSeq and is a predicted model, not a curated record. Lineage: Eukaryota; Metazoa; Arthropoda; Insecta; Hymenoptera; Encyrtidae.